Molecule: messenger RNA, 3175 nt
Organism: Ruditapes philippinarum (Manila clam)
Lineage: Eukaryota; Metazoa; Mollusca; Bivalvia; Venerida; Veneridae
Exons: 3
Coding region: 59-3175 (1038 amino acids)
Source: RefSeq, a predicted model, not a curated record
UAGCAACAGGCGUUAUUGGCGCAUUUUACAGUAUAACAUGUAAAUGUAAUUUUUAAAUAUGGAAGAAACAGAUUCACAUCAAGACGAAAUGUGCAUCCAGAUAAAUGUCCAGGGGACUGAAAUGCCAGAAGAACACAAUGCAAUUAUGAUGUCUGAAAAUAGGAAGAAACCUAGAAAAAGGAAACGAUCUCAAAAACAAUUGGAACGUUGGAUGAAAUAUCGCGAGAAAAAAUAUAACGAGAAGGUACUGAAGAAAGAAAGCAUUCCCAACGACAAUAAUUCAUCGUCAAAUAUAAACCAAAAGUUUUAUCCAUCUACAGCCCAGAAUAGCCUUGACUUACCUGCACAAAAGGCCAUAUCUGUUGCUAAUAUAUGUUUGCAAACCGCCAUUUCAACUGAAGCAACAAAGACAAUCAUAUCUAAUUUAAGACCAGAAGCCCCGGAGUUUGUGCCUCGUUCAAUGGCUAUAAAAGUUGUUUCAGAGCAUUCAAAUCAAAACAUAGCCGAUGACGGACAGAAAAGUGAAAACAAUAAGGCCAACUUUGUGGACAAUGAUAUGGCAAGCUAUAUUGACGACAAUAUGGUAAGAUAUGUUCAAAGUAAUAUGGCAGUCUAUGUGGACUCCAAUAUGACAAGCUUUAUGGAAAACGAUAUGAUUAGUUCUGUGCACAACGAUAUAACAAGGUCUGUAAAAAACGAAAUGGCAAACAAUGUGGACAACAAUAUGUCAAGCUCUCUGGUCAACGAUAUGAUAAGCAACAUAAACAACGAAAUGGCAGGUUAUGUGGGAAACGAUAUGGCAAGAUCUGUGGACUACAAUAUGACAAGCUCUGUAGGCAACGAUAUGGCAAGUUCUGUGGACAACAAUAUGCCAAGUUCUGUGGAAAACAAUAUGACAAGCUCUGUGGACAGCGAUAUGACAAGUCGUGUGGACAACGAUAUGCCAAGCUCUGUAGAUAACGAUAUGUCAAGCUCUUUAGACAACGAUAUGCCAAGCUCUGUGGACAACGAUAUGCCAAGCUCUGUGGACAACGAUAUGCCAAGCUCUGUAGACAACGAUAUGCCAAGCUCUGUGGACAACGAUAUGACAAGCUCUGUAAACAACGAUAUGCCAAGCCCUGUGGACAACGAUAUGUUAAGUUCUGUAAACAACGAUAUGCCAAGCCCUGUGAACAACGAUAUGCUAAGUUCUGUAAACAACGAUAUGCCAAGCCCUGUGAACAACGAUAUGCCAAGCUCUGUAGACAACGAUAUGCCAAGCUCUGUUGACAUCGAUAUGCCAAGCCCUGUGUACAACGAUAUGACAAGUUCUGUGGACAGCCAUAUAAAAAUUUAUGUAGACAACGAUAUGUCAAGUUGUUUGGACAACAACAUGCCAAGCUCUGUAGAUAACGAUAUGCCAAGCUCUGUGGACAACGGUAUGACAAGCUCUGGAGACAACAAUAUACCAAGCUAUGUAGUUAACGGUAGGACAAGCCCUGUAGGUAACAACAAUGUGCCAAGCCCUGUGGACAACAUUAUGCCAAGCCGUGUGGACAACAUUAUGCCAAGCUCUGUGGACAACGAUUUGCCAAGCUCUGUGGACAACGAUUUGCCAAGCUCUGUGGACAACAAUAUGGCAAGUUCUGUGGACAAUGAUGUGACCAGCUCUCUAGUCUACGAUAGGAUAAUCACUAUAAACAACGAUAUAACAGGUUUUGUGGAAAGCCAUAUGCCAAGCUCUGUGGACAACGAUAUGCCAAAAUCUGUGGACAACGAUAUGACAAGUUCUGUGGAAAACGAUUUGGUAAGCUCUGUGGACAGCGAUAUGACAAGUUCUGUGGAAAACGAUAUGGCAAUCUCUGUUGACAACAAUCUGGCAAGCUCUCUGGUCAUAUUUCUGUUUUAUUAUCUGGAUUGUUAUAUGACAAGCUUUUUGGGAAACUAUAUGGCAAGCCUUGUUGACAACGAGGUGGUAAGCUCACUGGCCAACGAUAUAGCAAGGUCUGUGGACAACAAUAUGGCAAGCUCUCUGUAUAACUAUAUGGCAACUUCUGUGGCCAGCGAUAAAGAAAGCUCUGUGGCAACCAAUAUGACAAGCUCUGUUCGUAAGGAUGAUGCAAAUUCUACUGAUAACGAUAUGGCAAGCUCUUAUGACAACAAUAUGACAAGCUCUCUGGUCUACGAUAUGGAAAGCUCUAUGAACAACGAUAUGGCAAGCUCUCAUGGCGACCAUAAAGCAAUGUAUGCUGGAAACAAUAUUGCAGGCUGUCUGGACAACAGUAUGACAAAUCAUGUAGACUACAAUAUGACAAGCUCUCGGAACAAUGAUACAGUUGGCUCUGUGGACGGUGAUAUGGCAGGUCCCCUAGACAACAAAAUGGCAAACUUUGAUGACAACAAUAUGAUUGGCUCUGUGGAAAACGAUAUUGCAAGUUCUAUUGACGUCAACAUGGGACUCUUUGUUGACAAAAAUAUGACAAUCUUUUUAGAAAACAAUACGAAAAACUGUGUGAAUAACAAUAUGACAAACUCUGUGGACAUCAGUAUGUCAAGCACAUUGGACAACGAAAUGACAAGAUCUGAAGAAAACGAUAUGGCAAGAUCUGUGAACAAAGAUAUGGUAAGCUCUGAAGACAUCGAUAUGACAAGGUCUGUGAACAAAGAUAUGGUAAGCUAUGUUGGCAUCAAUAUGGCUAGAUCUGUGAACAUAGAUAUGGUAAGCUCUGAGGGCAUCGAUAUGGCAAGCUCAUUAGACAACGAUAUGGCGAGACCUGUCAACAAUUAUGUUGUUAGCUCUCCUAACAACGAUAUGGCGAGCUCUCUGGACACCGAUGUUGUAAGCUCUGUUGAAAACAAUACGGCAAUCUUUUCGGACAGCGAUUUGACAGGAUCUGUGGACAACGAUAUUGCAGGCUGCCUUGACAACAAAACGACAGGCUCUGUGGGGAACAAUUGUGCAAGCCUUCUGGAUAGCAUUGUAUUAAACUCCGUUGAAACAGACUGUGGUGUUGACUCUCGUUUAGAGCCUGCCGAAAGUUUUAUUGGUGUUGAGGAUGACGAUACUUUAUCUGGAAUAUUAUCAAUCUACGUUAACAGUGAAUUACAUUGUGCAAUUGAUAAGGAAGCACUCUGUGAGCAAAUUGCUGAAGCUGAGGAAUUCGGAUAUAUGUACUUUUCUUUUUCGAAUUUGUGA